Molecule: messenger RNA, 339 nt
Organism: Pseudomassariella vexata
Lineage: Eukaryota; Fungi; Ascomycota; Sordariomycetes; Amphisphaeriales; Pseudomassariaceae
Exons: 1
Source: RefSeq, a predicted model, not a curated record
AACGGCCGGGGCAAGCGCGAUGACUCCGAGGAGCGGGAUCACAGUCCCAUUUCCCGAGCCCGUCAUGCUGUGAAGGACACUUUUACUGAUUCUACGACGGGGCUCGGCGUCGGCGUUCUGGGCGCUUUGGUGGGCGGUCUCGCUGCGCACGAGGCGAGCGAGGCGACGAGUCGUCACGGAGGGAAUGGUCAUCAAACUGAAGCGCAAAAGCGCACCCAGCUUAUCUCCACGGUGGUGGGUGCUGCAGUGGGAGCGCUCGGCGCGAAUGCGGUCGAGAAGCGGCUCGAGCUGAACAGGGAGAAGGAUAGAGUUAAGCAGGAGAAGUGGGAAAGGGAGUUC